AUGAUCUUCUCAAGAGCAAAUUUCAGGCGAAUUUCAACUCUCAAGCAGAUAAUGGAAGCCAAAAUUGCCGAAAGCCGUCAACGUCUUACGAAACUGAAAAAGGACCACGGAAACGUCCCAAUAGACCAAGUAACAAUUGAUCAAGUUGUUCGUGGGAUGCGUGGGAUGAAAGCUUUGUUAACAGAAACAUCCAGACUUGACCCAUUUAAAGGUAUCACAUUCCGAGGGUUGUCAAUCCCUGAAUGCCAGCAGCGUUUGCAUGGGAAAUACCGAGAACCAAUGCCAGAGUCCAUGUAUUGGCUUUUAUUGACUGGUGAAGUCCCAACCUUUGACCAAGUCGAAGAACUUAGAGGUGAGCUCGCUAAAAGGUCUCAAAUCCCAGCCCAUACCUUGGACCUGCUUAAUUCUUUGCCAAAACAUAUGCACCCUAUGACCCAAUUAUCAAUGGGAGUCUUGUCCUUAGGAGCCGAGAGUGAAUUUAUGAAAGCAUAUGAUGCAGGUGUCAAGAAAAGCGAAUAUUGGAUUUCAACACUAGAAGACUCUUUAAGCUUAGUCGCAAAACUGCCUGGUAUGGCUGCAAUUAUAUACAACAACGUGUACAAGGAUGGGAAAACUUGUGACCCAAGUAUCAAAUAUGAUUUAAGUGAAAAUUUUGGAAGAAUGCUGGGAUUUAGCGAUAAUAACUUUUUUGAGCUGAUGAGGUUGUAUUUAUACUGUGACAGACUGAUUAAAUAUGUGGAUAAAUAAUUAAUGAUUAUGUUUAGUGGUUUAAGAUAUUCACUCCUAUAGACUAUAUGAAUUUUAUAGUGAAUAAACAUUUUUAUUUGCAAAUAUUAUAAAUAUUUAUAAUUGAGAUAAAUGGAAUAACUAUCCAUUGUGACCACGAAGGAGGUAAUGUAAGUUCCCAUACAACUCACUUAGUAGGAUCUGCUCUUUCAGAUGUCUAUAAAGCAUAUUCAGCAGGACUAAAUGGCUUAGCAGGGCCUCUUCAUGGACUUGCCAACCAAGAAUGCUUGAAGUGGCUUUUAGAAUUAUGGAAAGUUGUAGGAGACAACGCAGAAGAAGAUUCUAUUGCAGUCUAUGUCAAAGAAACCUUGAAAAACGGCAAAGUGGUUCCUGGCUAUGGACAUGCAGUUUUAAGAGUUACAGACCCUAGAUUUUUAGUCCAAAUGGAAUUUGCGAAAAAAUCAAUUGAUGACUGUCCCCUUUGUAAAAUUGUUGCAUUGUGCUAUAAAGUUAUACCAAGAGUAUUAAAAGAACAUGGAAAAGCCCAAAAUCCUUAUCCAAAUGUAGAUGCUCAUAGUGGAGCUUUGCUUUAUUAUUAUGGACUGAGGGAGUUUGAAUUUUAUACAGUACUUUUUGGUGUUUCCAGAGCUUUAGGAUGCACAGCGUCAACAAUAUGGGAUAGAGCACUUAUGCUGCCAAUUGAAAGACCUGCAAGUAUGACUAUGGAAGGAUUAGAAGAGUUUGCAGCUAAAGAAUAA
Blepharisma stoltei is the source of this 1484-nucleotide messenger RNA. The record is from the annotation of a GenBank genome assembly. Lineage: Eukaryota; Ciliophora; Heterotrichea; Heterotrichida; Blepharismidae.